AUGCAUUUUAUACCGGUGGGCGCUUCUUUAUUUGCAUCAAACAUCGGCAGUGGUCAUUUUAUUGGUCUAAGUGGUUCGGGUGCUUCGAGUGGUAUAGGUGUUGCUGGUUUUGAGUUAGGAGCGAUCUAUAUGCUUAUGGUACUUGGUUGGUUAUUCGUACCAGUUUAUACGAAAGCAGAGGUAUUUACAAUGCCUCAAUAUUUAAAAAUGCGUUUUGGAGGUGAUCGUAUACGAAUUUAUUUGACAUGUCUUGCAUUAAUGUUAUCAAUAUUUACAAAAAUAUCUGUUGAUCUUUAUUCUGGUGCUGUUUUUCUUCAACAAGCACUUAAUUGGAAUCUUUAUGCAUCAGUUAUUGCUCUUAUUCUUCUAGCUGCUUUUUUUACUGUUGGAGGUGGUUUAACAGCCGUUAUUUGGACAGAUUUUAUUCAAACAGUUAUUAUGAUUAUUUCUGCUUUUAUACUUAUGAUUAUUAGUUUUAUUAAAGUUGGUGGUCUUCAACAAAUACGAAAUCUUUUUCCAUAUGCUCUUGCUAAUACAACAUUAUAUACUACAACUGAAUGUGGUAUUCCAAAUGAAAAUUAUUUUUCAUUAAUUCGUCCAUUUGAUGCUGAUUUACCAUGGUUUGGUUUAAUACUUGGUGGUGCUAUUGUUUCUACAUGGUAUUGGAGUUGUGAUCAAGUCAUUGUUCAACGAACAUUAGCAGCAAAGAAUAUAUCACAUGCAAGAGCAGGUUGUCUAUUUGCAGGUCUAUUAAAAUUUUUACCAUUAUUUCUUAUGGUUUUUCCUGGAAUGGCUGCACGAAUACUCUUUCCUGGUAAUGAAAUUGGUUGUACUGAUCCAGAUACAUGUUAUCAAGUUUGUCAUAGUCGAAAUGGUUGUAAUGAUAUAGCAUAUCCACUUCUUGUCAUUCGAUUAAUGCCUAAUGCAAUUCGUGGAUUGACAUUAGCAUGUAUGAUUGCUGCUUUAAUGUCAUCAUUAACAUCAAUAUUUAAUUCGAGUUCGACUAUUUUUACUAUUGAUAUUUGGCAACGUUUUCGUCAAAAUGCACAUGAUUGGGAAUUAAUGAUUGUUGGCAGAGUUUUUGUUAUGAUUCUUGUUGUUGUUUCAAUUUUUUGGAUUCCAAUUAUUCGAGCAGCACAAGGUUCUAGAUUAUUUGAUUAUAUUCAAGCUGUUCAAUCAUUUUUAGCUCCACCUGUUGCUGCUUGUUAUUUACUUGGUGUAUUAUGGAAACGAAUAAAUGAAGAAGGAGCUUUUUGGGGUCUUAUGGCUGGUUUAUUUGUUGGUAUAUUUCGUUUUAUAUGGGAAUAUUCUUAUACAGCAAUGCCUUGUCAACUUGAACAUUUGGAUAAACGUCCAUCAAUAGUUCGAUUUAAUUUUUUAUAUUUUUCUGUAUUACUUUUUUUUAUAUCUGCUAUUGUUACAAUUGUUGUUAGUCUUCUUACAAAACCUAUUCCAGAUAAAUAUAUAUCGGGUUUAACUACAUUCGAUCUUGAUAAUCCUGAUAAACCAAUUGUAAUUCCAACUCGAUCUGGUUGUAUGCAUAAAGCAGAUACAUAUUAUGAUGAAGAACAUCCAUAUUCAUUUGAAAAUUCAACUCUAAAUCAUACAGAAACAUCUUCAAAUGAAACAGAAAAAAAAGCAUUUGAAUUUUUUGAUACAAAUAAUUCUACUGGAAUUGCAUUAUAUUUAAAAACUGCUAUUGCUUGGAUUUGUGGUUUAGAAAAACCCGACGAUCUUGAUGUACAAUCAAUAUCUUCGGAUAAUCCUCCAAAUGAGAAUACAACUAGUAGACGUAGUAUAUGUGUUAUGCAUGAGCCAAAUAUUUCUUCAUGGCAUGCUCUAUGUUCUUAUGCCGCUGUCAUAGUUUUGUCAUUAUGUGUUUUUGUCUGGGCAUUUUUUACUGAUUAUAGAAUACGAUUGAAUUAA
Rotaria sp. Silwood2 is the source of this 1926-nucleotide messenger RNA. The record is from the annotation of a GenBank genome assembly. NCBI's taxonomy places the organism in Eukaryota, Metazoa, Rotifera, Eurotatoria, Philodinida, Philodinidae.